Molecule: messenger RNA, 1669 nt
Organism: Zootermopsis nevadensis
Lineage: Eukaryota; Metazoa; Arthropoda; Insecta; Blattodea; Termopsidae
Gene: LTV1
Product: LTV1 ribosome biogenesis factor
Biological process (GO): ribosomal small subunit biogenesis; ribosomal small subunit export from nucleus
Cellular component (GO): cytosol; preribosome, small subunit precursor; nucleus
Source: RefSeq, a predicted model, not a curated record
GUAUUAAUGGUCGUCGUGACUUGUGGUCUUAGUCAGGUUGUCUAUCGUUGGUAUUAUCUAUUGUCUUUGGUUUUUAUGAGGUUGCAUAUGGUAAACUGUGUCAGUAACUGACAAAAUAAAAAUUCUGCGUGUAGAUGUGUGGUAUUUCUUUGGGACACAAUGCCGAAAUCAAAGAAAUUUAUUGAUCGUAAAAAUGCGGUAACUUUCCAUCUCGUUCACCGCAGCCAGCAAGACCCGCUUAUUGCUGAUGAGAAUGCUCCUCAGCAUGUUCUUGUGCCAGCUUCGUUUGAUAAAAGGACCAAUACUUUGGAUGCUACAAAGAGAAAGGAGGAACAGAAGAAAUAUGGAAUAUAUUUUGAUGAUGAUUACGAUUAUCUGCAACAUUUACGUGAUGUUAACAAUUCAACUGUUGAUUGGGAACCUAUUAAACAGUCAUCCAGUGAGGCUACCAAAUUGAAGUUGCCAUCAUCUGUGUUUGCAUCAAAAGUUGAAGAUGAUGUUGGACUUCUUAAUAAGGCAGCUCCUCAUUCAGGACCACGGUUGGAUCUGGAUCCAGACAUAGUAGCUGCAAUGGAUGAGGAUUUUGACUUUGAAGACCCAGACAAUGAACUUGAAGAUAAUUUCAUUGAACUGGCAAAUGUAGAAGAAAGUGGUAGUGACAUUGAUUCAGAUGUGAUGUCACAUGGAAACGAUGUUGAUCUCAGUGGUGGAAAUGUAUCAGAUGAUGAUGAAUUGGGCAGUCUCUGUGGUCCACAAUAUACAUUUGCAGAUGAGGAGACAAAAUCGUACUUUACCAACUACUCAUUGUCAAGUUCUGUGAUAAGGAGGAAUGAGCAAUUAACACUCCUUGAUGAUCGUUUUGAACAGAUGUUCACAAGUUGCUAUGGAGAUACUGACAUUGGUGCAUUGGAAUGUGAAGAAAUUGAAGGUCAUAUAGCCCCUGAUUCAGAAUUGGUAAUUCAGUAUGCUGAAAAAAUGGAAGAAGAGCGCAAACUUAACAGACCACUGCUAGAACCAGAGGCUGACUCUCGGAUAAAUGCUGCUGGGCAGCUACACGAGUACACAGAUGAAGAGAAUGAAGAUCUAGUACCAUUAGAAGUGCCACAUGAUUCAAAGGAACAUUGGGAUUGUGAAUCUAUCUUAUCUACCUAUUCAAAUCUGUACAAUAGACCAAAACUUAUUGCUGAACCAGUGGUGCAAAAGAAAAUCCGUGUGUCAGGGCUAACAGGAAUCCCUCUAGGAGUACUGGAUGGCAUUAAUGCAGGUUGUACACGAUUAACAGCUCGUGCUCUAGCCCGACACAACAUUGGUGAUAAUGAAGGUCACUGUGAUGAUGGAGCAGAAUCAAUGGUAUCAGCCUUAUCUGUACUGUCCAUGCGCCCUAAAGACGAAACACCAGAGGGACGCUCUGAAAGGAAGAGGGCUUUGCGACAAUACAGGAAGGAAAGAAGAAUGGAGCGGAAAGCAAAUACCCUGGCUUUUAAAGAAGAAAAGAAGAAGCAAGAGAAAGUCAUUCUAAAUAACAGGAAGAAUAUCCAGGGCAUCCACAUCUUGUAAAAUAUAUUGUGCUGACAGAAGUUAGUGUAUUAAUUUGUAAAAAUGAUGCACAUUUCAUUAAAUGUGUAUAUUCUGUGAAAAGUAAAAUAUAUAAUGUUAUAUUAAGCCAGUA